AUGUCUACUCCUGUGAAAUUGCCACCUGUGUCGGACUUGUUGCCGUACACAGAGCCCGACUAUUACCAGGGCUUCUACACCACAUACUUCAAUGAGACGCACUUUGCUCUUCGGGAUGAGGUCCGGGAGUUUGUCAAUGAGUUCAUUGUGCCCUAUGUUGACGAGUGGGAUGUCGCCGGCGAGGUCGAUCCUAACCUUUAUCGCGAAUUCGGUCGCCGUGGUUACUUGUGCGCUCUUGCUGGUGUCCGCGAGUACCCCACAGAGUACACGGACAUCCGCAUCAAGUCUGUGCCUCCCGAGAAGUUCGACCCGUUCCACGAGAUAAUCAUCAUUGACGAAGUUUGCCGCGCUGGUUCUGGUGGUGUCUGCUGGUUCUUGAUGGGCGGCUACAAUAUCUCUGUUCCCGCCAUCUUCAAGUUUGGUUCUCCUGCUCUCAAGCGUCGGGUUUUGCCUGAUAUUCUCGCUGGUAAGAAGCGGAGCUGUCUGGCCAUCACUGAGCCAGAUGCUGGUUCUGACGUCGCCAACCUCACUACCACCGCCACAUUGAGUGAGGAUGGCAAGCAUUACCUGGUUACCGGUACCAAGAAGUGGAUCACCAAUGGUAUCUUUUCUGACUACUUUGUAACUGCCACUCGUACGGGCAAGAAGGGCAUGGGUGGAAUCACUAUGCUUUUCAUCGAGCGUGACUCUCAGACUGUUGAUACUCGCAAAAUCAUGACCCAGGGCAUGCGGGGUUCAGGCACCACCUUGCUCAAUUUCGACGAGACCAAGGUGCCUGUUGCCGAUGUCAUCGGUGAGGUUAACGGCGGCUUCAAGUCCAUUAUGGCCAAUUUCAACCAUGAGCGUCUUGGCAUCAUUGCCCAGGCCACUCGGUUCAGCCGUGUUCUUCUCCAGGCCUCGCUGGAGUGGGCUCUUGAGCGCGAGACCUUCGGCACCAAGCUCAUUAACCACGCGGUUAUUCGUUCCAAGUUCGGUGUGAUGGCUGGCCGCAUCGAAGGUGUCCAGGCCUGGUUCAAUGACCUCGUUCUCCAGUACAAGUACAUGGAUGAUCAGGAGGCCAUGGUUCGCCUUGGUGGCCCCAUUGCUGCUUGCAAGGCCCUGGUCACUCAGACCAUGGAGCUUUGUGCUCGUGAGGCGUCUCAGAUCUACGGCGGUCUCUCCUACACUCAAGGCGGUAAAGGCGGCACGGUCGAGCGGCUGUACCGUGAGGUCCGUGCAUUCGCUAUUCCUGGCGGCUCCGAGGAGAUCAUGAUUGAUCUGGGCGUCCGCCAGACCCUCAAAGAUCUCAAAAAGUACGAGCAAUCUUUGAAGAAGCAGACUAAGCUUUAA
This is a messenger RNA of Wickerhamiella sorbophila, 1329 nucleotides long. Its product is annotated as Acyl-CoA dehydrogenase. Gene Ontology annotation, molecular function: flavin adenine dinucleotide binding; oxidoreductase activity, acting on the CH-CH group of donors. NCBI's taxonomy places the organism in Eukaryota, Fungi, Ascomycota, Dipodascomycetes, Dipodascales, Trichomonascaceae. The record is from RefSeq and is a predicted model, not a curated record. The transcript has a single exon. The coding region runs from base 1 to 1329 and encodes 442 amino acids.